UCUCUCCUUAAAAACGCGCCCCACCGUUUCGAACCCAUCCGGAGUGCGCCAACCCGGGAGCUUUCGUCGCUUCCUUCGAAUCCCCUCCCCGUUCCCGAUGCAACGCCGGCCCUCCGCUGCCGUCCUCCUCCUCCUCUUCGUCGCCGUAUGGAGUACCGUCACCGGCGAUCCCCAGGUCAACGUCCUAAACAUCGGCUGCAGCCAGUACAAGGCCCCCUCCCCCUCUACCUUCUUCGCUAACCUCAACGCCACCUUCGCCGACCUCCGCGCCAAUAUCUCCGCCUCCGCCUCCGCCCGCUUCGCCACCGCGCAGCAAAGCUCCGGCUCCAACCCCGUCUACGCGCUCUUCCAGUGCCGCGACUACCUCUCCGCGGCCGACUGCUCGUCCUGCCUUGCCACUGCCGAGUUCCGCAUCCGCAACUGCUCCGCCGCCAACGGCGGCCGUGUCAUCCUUGAUGGCUGCUUCCUCCGCUACGAGAGUUCCCCUUUCUUCGACCAGACCACCCUCCCCGGGAACCAGGGCCUCUGCGGCAACCGCACCGCCACCCCCGCCGGCGCGUUCUCCGCCUCAGCUGAGGAGCUCCUCCUGGAUCUGAGCACCGCCGUGCCGCAGAUAGAGAAUUACUUCGCGGCGGCGGAGCAGGGCGGGGUGUACGGGGUGGCACAGUGCGUGAGGACGGUGAGCGAGAGCGGGUGCGCCGACUGCCUCCAGGUGGCGUACGGGAAUCUUAAGGGCUGUCCGCCUGAUGCGGAGGGGAGGGCCGUUGAUGCGGGCUGUUUCAUGAGGUACUCCGAUAAAGCCUUCUUCCCGGCCAAUCAGACGGUCGAUCUCGCCCCUUACUUGAAAUCAGGGAGUUCAAGCAAGAAAGGGGCCAUCAUUGGAGGAGUCGUUGGGGGAGUUGGGUUUCUGUUGCUUCUAGCCAUUGCCGGAUUCCUUUGGAUUAGGUGGUCCAGAAAGCAUGGGAAGACUGAGAGAGGAGACAUAUUGGGGGCAACUGAGCUACGAGGUCCGAUGGAUUAUCGAUACGCAGAUCUUAAAGCUGCAACAAAAGAGUUUAGUGAAGAAAACAAAUUGGGAGAAGGUGGCUUUGGGGAAGUAUAUAAGGGCGUCCUGAAAAACGGCAAAGCAGUUGCCGUGAAGAAACUCACAAUAGCUAAUGCGAGAAGGGUACGCACAGAUUUCCAGAGUGAGGUUAAGCUUAUAAGCAACGUUCAUCAUCGAAAUCUGGUUCGUCUUCUUGGAUGUUCUACCAAAGGCCCUGAACUGCUUCUAGUCUAUGAGUACAUGGCAAACAGCAGCCUUGAUAAAGUCUUAUUUGGUGACAGACGUGGAAUUCUUAACUGGAAACAGAGAUUUGAUGUAAUUGUCGGCAUAGCGCGAGGAUUAGCAUAUCUCCAUCAGGAAUUCCACGUAUGCAUCAUACAUCGUGAUAUAAAGUCCAGCAAUAUACUGCUUGAUGACAAUUUCCAGCCUAAGAUUGCGGAUUUUGGUUUGGCAAGGCUUCUACCUGGUGAUCAGAGCCAUCUCAGCACCAAAUUUGCAGGAACUUUGGGUUACACAGCACCUGAGUAUGCAAUCCAUGGACAGCUAUCCGAGAAAGUUGACACAUACAGCUAUGGUGUUGUUGUCCUGGAAAUAGUGAGCGGUCGGAAGAGCAACGAUGUGAACCUUGAACCUGUAACCCAAUACCUUCUUGAAUGGGCAUGGAAACUGUAUGAGGAUGACAUGUUGCUCGAGUUGGUGGAUUCAUCUUUGGAUCCAAAUGAAUAUAGUCCAGAAGAAGUGAAGAGAGUCCUGGAGAUAGCUCUGUUGUGCACUCAGUCCACAGUAGUUGCAAGGCCAACCAUGUCCGAGGUUGUGGUGAUGCUGCUGAGCAAAGGAGGGCUUGUUCUGCAGCCCACAAGGCCUGUCUUCAUAGAUGCCACAAGUAGAGUUCGUGGAGAUGCAUCCACAUCCAGCAAGUCAUCUUCCGCUUCGAAUGCAGCAUAUUCGAACACGCAACCUUCAGCUCGGUGAUCUUAGCAUGCGUCCUGGUAAUAUAGAACGAUCAGAGAUGGAUUAUAGUUAUGAUACAUAGUGCAUUUGAUGCUGAACAAUGCAAUAAGCUAGGGCAUUGUGUUUACAAUUUAAUGAACUAGAUAUCAGGACUAA
This is a messenger RNA of Phoenix dactylifera (date palm), 2152 nucleotides long. RefSeq names its product cysteine-rich receptor-like protein kinase 2. Lineage: Eukaryota; Viridiplantae; Streptophyta; Magnoliopsida; Arecales; Arecaceae. The record is from RefSeq and is a predicted model, not a curated record. Gene Ontology annotation, biological process: protein phosphorylation. Gene Ontology annotation, molecular function: protein kinase activity; ATP binding.